Messenger RNA from Drosophila sulfurigaster albostrigata, 2446 nucleotides. Its product is annotated as prolyl 4-hydroxylase subunit alpha-2. Gene Ontology annotation, cellular component: endoplasmic reticulum. The transcript is spliced from 6 exons. The coding region runs from base 337 to 1809 and encodes 490 amino acids. The record is from RefSeq and is a predicted model, not a curated record. NCBI's taxonomy places the organism in Eukaryota, Metazoa, Arthropoda, Insecta, Diptera, Drosophilidae. Gene Ontology annotation, molecular function: protein binding; procollagen-proline 4-dioxygenase activity.
CAAAGUAAUCAAGCAAAAGAUGCUGAUCGAGACUUUUGCCUUUUUCACCUUUCGCAUGAUCAGGCAAAAGAUUUGUAGUUUCAGUUGGGCUAGAACAGCGAAGCCGGUUGGUCAGCAGCCUUUGCUUAUAUAAUAACACAACAGCAUAAGUAUAACUUGGGCUUUGGCAUAAUUAAGCAUUGUGUUUGUGUCGCCCAUGAAUAAUACAUAAAAAAACACAAACCCAAGAACCACACGCCAGUCAAACACACACAAAAAGCUAACAAGCUACGUCAGCCAUUGACCCGGUCAACGAGAACAGCAACAACAAAAAACUCAAACAUUUUCUUUCGAUUUAUGCAAAUGCCGCCAGCAAUAAGAUUUCUUUGGCUGUUCUGCCUAGUUGUGGCAUCGUCGCGAGUUGUUCUCGCUGGCAACGAGGAACAUUUGCGAGAACUUGUGGCCACCGAGACUUCGCUAAUCGAUGCGCUGCGCGAAUAUAUCGAUGGACUCGAACAGCAGUUGUUAGCACUGAAACAAGAAACUCUCGCCAUCGAAGAGCUCCAUCAGCUGGUGGGCGAUCAAGUGGAGGAAUACAUUGGGAAUCCACUCAAUGUGCUUACCAUUCUGAAGCGUUUCCAGAGCGUUUGGCCCAAGCUCGAGAGGCAAGCGAAUGCGACCCUCGAAUUGGGCCAAGAUAUGCCCGACUAUGAGAUGGAAUUGCCGCUGCCUAGCGAAGAGGAAUACGAGACAGCACUGUUGAAUUUAUUGCGACUACAAUCUGUCUACGAACUGGAACCUGCGACACUCUCGCUGGGCAUAGUCAAUGGACUGAAGCUGGGCUCGGCAAUGUCGUGGAGCGAUUGCCUGGAGAUGGCCCGCAAGUCGGAUCGCAAUGGUGACUAUGCGGUGGCCAAAUAUUGGGUGGAAACAGCGCUGGGAAAACUGCCAGCUGCUGCGGGCAAUGCAACCCAUGGCAGUUCAAUCAGUGAACACGACCGAGGCAGGGUACAAAUACUGGAGGCAUCUGUGAAUAUGGAUUACCGCGCAGGCGAAUUCCUGAGUGCUCUGGCCACGGCCAAAGAGUUGCUGCUGCUGCGUCCCACGAAUCAGAAUGUGCAGAAAGCCAAGGCCAAGAUUGAACGGGCCAUAAGCGGAGCUCAAACGAAGUCCAAGGCAAAGCUCUCGAAAUCCGUUGAGCAGCUGCUUAUUGAUGAGCUCUGCCGCUCGGCCACCCGCCAGCAGGUGACAACAGGAAGUCGUCUAUUGGAGUGUCGCCAAGAUGUGUCGCAUCUCCGCAUGCUACGCUUGGAGCAGCUGAGUGAGGAUCCACACAUCACGCUCUAUCACAAUGUGCUCAGCUUCCGUCAGGCAGACAAAUUGAUUACACUACUCGAUGAUAAAGCAGAGCAACACACGAAAGUCGCCGCCACUUUUGCGCCAAUGGAGCUGAGCAAACUGGGACAGAAAAUGCUGCGUGGCAUCAAUUAUCAACUGGCUAAUGUUGGACACCCAGAGGAGCCGUUGUCGUUGCCAUUGUGGCAGGCACGUCGUCACAGUCACGAGCACGUGACGGCCACAGAGGUGGCAGAGGCUGAGCAUGUGCAGCAUGUGGCACGCGCAAUGCUCCAACUACACGAGCCAAAGUUGGGCGGUGCGUUGGUGUUUCCACAGUUAGAACUCGGCGUGAAUGUCCCACGGGGUUCGUUGCUCCACUGGCGCACUCGUAGCAUUAGCGAGUCACAUUCAAGACUGGAUUACCGCAGUCGCCAGCUUGUCUGUCCCGUGCUGCUGGGCUCACAGUUGUCACUGUGGACCGAACUGAACUGAAUUGAAUUCGGACAACGACUGAAACCCAUUUUGCCUUUUAAUCUUUCGCUAAUUGCCGCCAUGAAAAUAAACAACAAGAACAACGAAAUAAAAAGUACUGCAAUGUUGACAUUUCAUUGAGUUUCAUUUCGCAAUUCUUGGACUUUCAUCUGUCAUUAAAUGCCCAUUGCUUAAAAUGGGCGUGUUCAUUGUUUGUGUUUUUGUGCAGUUCCCUUGCGUAAUUAAAGAGCAAACAAAUUUCAAUAUUUAUGCAUCAAAGCGAGCAACAAUUAGCAUAAUACCGAGCGACUCUGUCGAGUCAGGUUCUCAGGCUAUGUUUGCUGUUCGUUUUCUCGAUGGCAGCAACAGGAAAUAGUUUAAAUAAAUAUUGGGCCAUAAAAGCGAUGCGAAUGUGACAAUUUGAAUGUUGGGCGAAACAGUAAAUCAAAUGACGGAUUAAACAUUAAAAAUACAAUAGCUGCUAGAUUGAAUUUUACUUGCUCGUUAAUUAACGCAAUAAAACCACAAACUUAUCAAAUGAAUACCCUGUCAUUUAGAUGCAAGAUUGAUGGGCAGUUCUAUUUUGGUAAAUGAUCUUAAAUAGAGCAAAAAUCUGUUGUGUGUUGUCAUGGUUGACAUGUUAAUACCCUGGAAUUUG